Aphidius gifuensis is the source of this 1863-nucleotide messenger RNA. RefSeq names its product nicalin. Bases 199 to 1863 code for a protein of 554 amino acids. Gene Ontology annotation, biological process: regulation of signal transduction. Lineage: Eukaryota; Metazoa; Arthropoda; Insecta; Hymenoptera; Braconidae. Gene Ontology annotation, cellular component: endoplasmic reticulum membrane. The transcript has 4 exons. The record is from RefSeq and is a predicted model, not a curated record.
AUUCUUUUUUUUUUUCAUCCUCAAGCCGCAUGCAACUUAACCCAACAAAAUAAAUUUAUGAUUAAUUCAUCUCAUCAACUGUCUAAUUGAAGUAUAUAUUAAUAUUUUUAAAAUUUAUGAAUAAUUAAUAAGUGCCAAAUUGUUAUAAUUAAAAAUAUAAUAAUUACAUUGAAUAAUAUAAUUUGUUCAAAGUAAAAAAUGUGGUUUGAAGAGUGUGAAAAUUUUGCUGAACUUUGGCGGGGUUUGCCAUAUUAUUUACUUAUUGUUUUACCAAUAUUUAUUGCUGUAUCACCAGUUAGUCCAGUAAUUGCUUCUCAUGAAAUUCCUGUUUAUCGAAUGCAUCAAUAUGAUCUUCAUGGUGUUGCUCAUGGAUGCAGAAGUGCUGCAAUACAGCUAGAAGCAAAAACAUUAAAUACUUGGAAAACAUCAAGACAUUGUGUUAUAACACGUAUGUCUGAUUUAACACCAGAUUUAUUUCAUGUUAUUAAAAACAAAGCUGGUGCUUUAAUUGUCAUGUUGCCAAAAGAUAUGCAAAAUUUAUCAGAUGAAGAACAACAACAUAUUUAUUCAAUUGAAAUGGCCAUGUCAUCUGAUGAAACAUCAAUACCAGUUUAUUUUUCACCUUGGAAUACAGAUCUUCAAAGAGUACUUGAUGAUCUUGGUAAUGGUAAUAUUAGUGAAGAAAAAGCAAGCUCUGAACUUAAAUCAUUAAUGAAUACAAUAUCAGCAAGUGGUUAUCAAGUUGUUGUUGGUUCUGGUAUUCCAUCACAAAAUAAUAAUAUUAAAAUAGCAACAAUACAUGGUAAACUAAGUGGUACUGGUAGUGAAGAAAAAUUACCAACAAUUGCAUUAGUUGCACAUUAUGAUAGUAGUAGUAUAAUUACUGAAUUAUCAUCUGGUGCUGAAAGUAAUGCUUCUGGUGUAUCAAUGUUGCUGGAAAUAGCAAGAAUAUUUUCAUCAUUAUAUUCAAUUAGUAAAUCAAGACCAAAAUAUAAUAUUGUAUUUGUAUUAACUGGUGCUGGUAAAUUAAAUUAUCAUGGUAGUAAAAAAUGGCUUGAGGAUCAAUUUGAUGGUAGUGAUAAUUCAAUAAUACAAGAUGCAUCAUAUGUUAUUUGUCUUGAAGCAGUAUCAAAAUAUAAUAAUAUUUAUCUUCAUGUAUCAAAACCACCAAAAGAUAAUUCAUUUGGUAAUUUAUUUUAUAAAGAAUUAAAUUAUGUAGCUAAAACAAUUGAUAAUACAACAAAAGUUGAAGGUGUACAUAAAAAAAUUAAUCUUGCUGAGGAGAGUCUUGCUUGGGAACAUGAAAGAUAUAGUAUCAGAAGAUUACCAGCUGCAACAUUAUCAACAUUAAAAACUUAUGAUGAUCCAGGAAGAUUAUCAAUUCUUGAUGUUAUUAAUGAUGCUGAAAUUGAUAGAUUAUAUAAAAAUACAAAAAUCGUUGCUGAAUCAUUAGCAAGACAUUUAUAUAAUCUUAAUACAACACAAAUAUUAUCAUCACCAGUUGAUGUAUCAAAAGAAUCAUUAACAAUGUGGAUGAAUUAUUUAACUUCACAAUCAAGAUCAGUACCAUUGUUAGCUGAUAAAAAUAAUCCACUUGUUAAAUCAAUGGAAGAAGUUAUGACACGUUAUUUAAAUGAUGUUAAAGUUUCAUAUCAUUCAUCUGAUAAAAGAGAUCCUGAAUUUGUAUUUUAUGAUGUCACCAAGGCAACAAUGAAUGUUUACAGUGUGAAACCAGCAAUAUUUGAUCUUUUUAUUACUUUAUUAGUUGUAAUUUACUUAGGAAUUGUUUAUCUUUCUAUUCAGCACUUUCCAAAAUUGUACUCAUUGUCAGUUAAAUUAUCAGUCAAAAACAAAGUAGCAUAA